This is a messenger RNA of Magnolia sinica, 2551 nucleotides long. Its product is annotated as probable inactive receptor kinase At2g26730. The coding region runs from base 239 to 2248 and encodes 669 amino acids. Gene Ontology annotation, molecular function: protein kinase activity; protein binding; ATP binding. NCBI's taxonomy places the organism in Eukaryota, Viridiplantae, Streptophyta, Magnoliopsida, Magnoliales, Magnoliaceae. The transcript has 2 exons. The record is from RefSeq and is a predicted model, not a curated record. Gene Ontology annotation, biological process: protein phosphorylation.
GGUUUGGGUAUCCAAACGGGCUUUUACCUUUUUUUUCUCCUCGUGACACUGGUACCUACUUCUACUCUCCAAAAAACCAAUACAAAAAUCCUCUCUUCGCCUCUCUCUCCACUUUUUCUUUUCUUUCUUUUCUUUCUUUUCUUUUUAUUCUCUCCUUCUCUCUCAUGGCUCUUCCUCAGAAAACCGCUUACCAUAUCUUCCAAAAGCGUUAUCAUAAACCACCCAUCUUUCCUUCCAAAUGACAAGAAAAACCGCUUCCGAAAACCUAGCUCCAAUGGCAUUUCAUUUUUCGUUUUCUCGUUUUCUUUUUCUCAUUUUGCUAUCGUUUUCUUUUAAGAACCGAGUCGACUCAGAGCCGACUCAGGACAAGCAAGCUCUCUUAUCGUUCCUCUCCCAAACCCCCCAUGAGAACCGAAUCCAAUGGAACGCUUCCGACUCGGCCUGCAACUGGGUCGGCGUCGAAUGCGAUGCCAAUCGCUCUGCUGUCUACUCUCUCCGCCUCCCCGGCGUUGGGCUUGUGGGUCAGAUCCCGGCCGGCACUCUCGGUCGCCUGACCCAGCUCCGCGUCCUUAGUCUCCGGUCUAACCGCCUCUCCGGUGACAUCCCGCAGGAUUUCUCUGACCUCAAGCUCCUCCGCAGCAUCUACCUGCAGAACAACCUCUUCUCUGGGGAGUUCCCGCCGAGUUUUUCUGGGUUGACUCGCCUUACUCGUCUGGACAUCUCCUUCAACAACUUCACCGGAAAAAUCCCGUUCUCCGUCAACAAUCUGACCCACCUGACCCGAUUCUACCUACACAACAACUCCUUUUCCGGCAAUCUCCCUAGCAUCAAUAUCCCGUCACUGACAGAUUUCAAUGUCUCCAACAACAAUCUCAACGGUUCAAUCCCGACAACCCUUGAGAGAUUUCCCGGAUCGGCGUUCACCGGCAACAUCAAUCUCUGCGGACAGCCGCUGACUCCCUGCAACCCAUUCUUCCCGUCGCCGUCGCCGUCCCCUGUUUCAACUCCCCCCGCAAUCCCAUCUCGGAAAAGCUCCAAAAAGCUCUCCAAAGCCGCCAUUAUAACAAUUUCCGUCGUGGGAGGCGGAAUUCUACUUCUAAUUCUUUUGGGUCUGAUUCUAUUGCUCUGUUUGAGGCGACGGCGCGAUCAUCCGCGGCCCGCGAAGCCUACAAAGCCGGCCCCUCGAUCGAUGGGGGCGUCUGCAGCAGCAGAGACAGGGACUUCGUCGUCCAAGGACGAUAUGGGAAGCGGUGCCGGCGAGGGGGAGAGGAACAAGCUGGUGUUUUUCGAUGGUGGGGUUUAUAGCUUCGAUCUGGAGGAUCUUUUGAGAGCUUCGGCGGAGGUAUUGGGGAAAGGAAGCAUUGGAACUUCGUAUAAGGCGGUUUUGGAAGAAGGAACUACGGUGGUGGUGAAGAGGUUGAAGGAUGUAGCCGUUGCGAAGAAGGAAUUCGAGAUGCAGAUGGAGAUGUUGGGGAAGAUAAAGCACGACAAUGUAGUUCCUUUGAGGGCGUAUUACUACUCCAAGGACGAGAAGCUGCUCGUAUCUGAUUUCAUGCCUGCUGGGAGCUUGUCUGCUCUUUUACAUGGCAGUAGGGGCUCGGGCCGUACGCCUCUGGACUGGGACAACCGGAUGAAGAUAGCCCUCGCAGCAGCGCGAGGGCUGGCCCACCUCCACGUGGCGGGCAAGAUCGUGCACGGCAACAUCAAGUCCUCGAACAUCCUUCUCCGCCCGGACCUCGACGCGUGCGUCUCCGACUUCGGCCUCAACCCUCUCUUCGGCGCAUCCACUCCCCCCAACCGCGUGGCAGGCUAUCGUGCGCCGGAGGUGGUGGAGACACGCAAGGUCACCUUCAAUUCGGAUGUCUACAGCUUCGGCGUACUACUGCUGGAGCUCCUGACGGGUAAGGCCCCCAACCAGGCGUCCCUGGGUGAGGAAGGAAUCGAUCUCCCGAGGUGGGUCCAGUCGGUUGUUCGCGAGGAAUGGACGGCUGAGGUGUUCGAUGUGGAGCUGAUGAGGUACCAGAACAUAGAGGAGGAGAUGGUGCAGCUGCUGCAGAUCGCCAUGGCCUGCGUGUCCACCGUCCCUGACCAGAGGCCCGCGAUCCAGGAGGUGGUGCGCAUGAUAGAGGAUAUGAACCGCGUCGAAACGGACGACGGACAGAGGCAGUCGUCUGACGAUCGCUCGAAAUCGGGCGGCCACACUCCCCCGACGGGCUCCCGUACUCCUCCCGCUGCUGCCACGCCUUGAAGUAAAUAAAAAAAAGAAAAAAGAAGAAGGGCGCAUGGUUAACUUGCGCCGGGAUGCGUCAUUGCUUAAGCUACGCAACUGUGGGGGGUGUUUGCAUUUCUUUCAUCUCUUCUGCAAAGGAUGAAUUUUAUUUUUAUUUUUUAUUUUUGGUGUUAUUUUUCUUAAUUUUUAUAAUUUUGAAGGAAUUAAUUGGGGAGCAUGGUCCAUUAUCUGGGUGGAGCUGCCAUUUGUUUGAUUUUCGGAAGAAAUGAAUAUUUAUUUUUCUGUGAAGAAGCCAAAUAGAAUAUCAACUACUUUACCAGA